AUGAGUGCAGCAAUGACCAACACGGUAUACGAGUGUAUGUGGGUGCCAACCAGGAAGAACGAGCCAAGGGGGGGCGAGGGUGAGGAUUUAAAGGAGGAGAAGGGCUAUUUUGGAGAGAAGCGGGUGUUGGUGCGGCUGUACGGCCCGGCAACAACAAUGCUGUUCCAAAGGGAGCACGAGGAGGCAGUCACCCGAGCCAUGUCCGAACUUGGCUUGGGACCGAAGCUGCUAGCGUCGUUCGGCACCGGCAGGGUGGAGGAGUUUCUGCAAGCGAAGCCGCUGACAGCAGAGGAGAUGCGGCAGCCGGAGACAUCUCGGCAGAUUGCACGGCGUAUGAGGCGCUUCCCCUCGCUGCAGCUCAGCUGGGGGGAGGCCGUCUUGUCCAUAGCCGCUGACAGCAGAGGAGAUGAGGCAACCCGAGACGUCCCAGCAGAUCGCACGGUGCAUGAGGCGCUUCCACUCGCUGCAGCUCCCAUACACCACACUUGGGGAGGUCGCCUCGUGCCUGUGGUCCCGUCUUCGGUAGGUCAUCACUCACUUGUGCCAGUGCACCCACUUGUGCCGGUGCACCCACUUGUGCCAGUGCACCCACUUGUGCCGGUGCACCCACUUGUGCCGGUGCACCCACUUGUGCUUUCGCUGCUGCAUCCCUGGGGCGUGCACGGGGCCAUCCCGCGUCAUCUGCGGGAGAGAUUCCAUCUGCUGAAAAGCAGCAUGCUUUUUCCAGCUUUCCACUUCGCCUUCCUGUCCCCCAUGCGCUGGCUGUCCCUGGCACAGCUGCUGCACCCCUGGGGCGUGCACGGGGCGAACCCGAGGCAGCUGGGGGAGAAGAUCCACAGGCUGGAAACAGCACAGCCACUUCAGGUUUCCUUUUCCUUUUUUCUCCCCGUCUCACCCUCCCUGUUAUGCAGGCGCUGGCUGUCCCUGGCGCAGCUGCUGCACCCCUGGGGCGUGCAUGGGGCGAACCCGAGGCAGCUGGGGGAAACAAUUCACAGGCUGGAGGCGGCAGCGCACAGGCGGUGGCGGGAGGAGGGGCAGGGAAAGCGGGAGGGGGGGGAAGAUGAGGGGGCGGAAGGGGAAAGGGAGGCGGAGGCGGAAAAGGGGAGGGAGGGGGAAGGGAGUGGGCGGUGGGUGGGGCUGUGUCACAUGGAUGUGCAACAUGGGAACAUUCUGCAGGAGAGAGGCACGGGGAGGAUUGUACUCAUUGACUACGAGUACAGUGGCUAUGCACACGUGGCGUGUGACCUUGCCAACCACUUCUGUGAAAUGGCAGCUGAUUAUGACCAACCUCAACCACACCUCCUGGAUUACACCAAGUAUCCCUCUGAGGACGAGCAGCGGUGGUUUAUCAACUGCUACCUCGCUGCCAAGCCUACCUCUCCUGUCGAUGCGUGUGCGAGCUCCAGUGAAAGGAGCACCAGUCAAAGGGUUGUCCCCCUUACAAGCAGCCUUGCUGAGAGUGAUGCUGAGGAGUUGAUGCAAGCAGUGGACGUUUUUCUUCCCGUGUGCCAUCUGCAUUGGUUCCUGUGGGGCAUUAUUUCAUCGAGCGGUGUUCCCGUCGAGGAGCUCCGCCCGCAUCUCUUCCUUCUCCGUCAAAGGGACGCUACGCAGCACCUUCUCCGCGUCUCUUCCGGCCUCGACUCUCUGGUGCUCGGAGAGGGUCAGAUCCUCGCUCAGGUUAAGCAGGUCUUCAAGGUUGGCCAGUUAGCCGAGGGCUUUGGACGCAAUCUCAACGGUCUCUUCAAGCAGGCGAUCGAGGCCGGCAAGCGUGUGCGUACCGAAACCAGCAUCGCCUCUGGUGCCGUGUCCGUCAGCUCUGCUGCCGUUGAGCUCGCCGCGAUGAAGCUUCCCGAAGCUGGCCUGAAGGAAGCUCGCGUCAUGAUCGUCGGCGCUGGGAAGAUGUCCCGUCUCCUUGUGAAGCAUCUGCUCUCUAAGGGUUGCAACACCAUGACCGUUGUGAACAGGUCCCUAGGCAGUGUAGAGACGCUGCAGUCCGAAUUUCCCGACGCCACGCUUCUCUACAGGCCUCUUCCUGAGAUGAUGCAAGCAGCGGCUGAGGCUGAAGUUGUCUUUACCAGCACAGCUUCGGAGACUCUUCUCUUCGAGGAGUCCAACGUUCAGGGUCUUGGUCCUGCUGGCGAUCUCACCAACGGCGUCAGGCACUUCAUCGAUAUCUCCGUCCCACGCAAUGUUGGCUCCUGCGUGGCCAAUGUUCAGCAGACCAGGGUGUACAACGUGGAUGACCUGAAGGAGGUGGUUGCUGCCAACAAGGAGGAGCGGAGAAAGAAGGCACUGGAGGCUCAGACUAUCAUUGAGGAGGAGCUUCAGGCCUUCGACGCGUGGAGGGAUUCCUUGGAGACGGUUCCUACCAUUAAGAAGCUCCGUCAGAAGAUCGAGGGUAUCCGACAGGCUGAGCUGGAUAGAAUCCUGGCGAAGAUGGGCGAGGAGCCGACCAAGAAGCAGAAGAAGCUGAUUGAGGAGCUGAGCAAGGGUAUUGUGAACAAGAUUCUCCAUGGACCCAUGACCCACCUCAGGAGCGAUGGUAGUGAUGCAAGGACAGUGAGUGAGACGUUGGAGAACAUGAAUGCCUUGGAGCGGAUGUUCGACCUGGCUGCUGAGGAAGCCAGCGGCCGGCGAUGA
Closterium sp. Naga37s-1 is the source of this 2640-nucleotide messenger RNA. NCBI's taxonomy places the organism in Eukaryota, Viridiplantae, Streptophyta, Zygnematophyceae, Desmidiales, Closteriaceae. The record is from the annotation of a GenBank genome assembly.